Molecule: messenger RNA, 1197 nt
Organism: Kazachstania africana CBS 2517
Lineage: Eukaryota; Fungi; Ascomycota; Saccharomycetes; Saccharomycetales; Saccharomycetaceae
Gene: MPE1
Product: cleavage polyadenylation factor subunit MPE1
Exons: 1
Coding region: 1-1197 (398 amino acids)
Biological process (GO): ubiquitin-dependent protein catabolic process; protein ubiquitination; mRNA processing
Cellular component (GO): nucleus
Molecular function (GO): nucleic acid binding; ubiquitin protein ligase activity; zinc ion binding
Source: RefSeq, a predicted model, not a curated record
AUGAGUAGUACUAUAUUCUAUAAAUUCAAGUCGCAAAAUGGAUCCUCUAGAAUCCUAUUUGAUGGAACAGGUCUUACCGUCUUUGAUCUGAAGAGAGAAAUCAUUCAAAAUAACAAGUUGGGUGAUGGUACAGAUUUCCAAUUGAGAUUAUAUCACCCUGAUACAAACGAAGAGUAUGAAGAAGACCAAACUGUCAUCCCAAGAUCAACUAGCGUCAUUGUCAAAAGAUCACCAGCUAUAAAGUCAGUUAUUCGUGGUAAAUCGAUAGGUAAUGCCACAAGAUACAUCACUGGUAAACCAAGAGUGCACCAAAAUAAAAAAUUACAAUCGCUGGCAACAACACACACUACGAACACAGGUCUGAGUGAAGAGGAGAGAAUCGCAAGUAUGUUCGCAAAUCAAGAAAAUCAAUGGGAACAAGCUCAAGAUGAAAUGUCGACUGCAACCCCAGUUUUCUUCAAAAAUACGAAUAACAACACUUCCGCCGAUGACGGCCCCCCACCACCAGGUUACAUGUGUUACAGAUGUGGUGCAAGAGACCAUUGGAUCAAAAACUGUCCAACAAACAAUGAUCCUAAUUUCGAGGGCAAAAGAAUCAAGAGAACUACGGGUAUUCCUAAAAAGUUCUUAAAAUCUGUAGAGAUCGACCCAAAUAAUAUUACUCCAGAAGAGAUGGCACAAAGAAAGAUUAUGGUCACAGACGAUGGUAAGUUCGUGGUGCAAGUUGCUGAUGAGCACUCUUGGGAAGAUUAUCAAAGGAAACAACAAAAGAGACUAAUUGAUAACGACGAAGCCAUCUGGCAAAAAGAUCAUUUCACAAAUUUACCAGAUGAGCUGAAAUGCCCAUUAACAAAGGGACUAUUGAGAGACCCAGUAAAGACAACAAAUUGCUGUAAUAAAACAUUCUCAAAAGUAGCCAUCGAGAAUGCUCUACUAGAAUCAGACUUCAUUUGCCCGUCGUGUAACACCCAUGAUAUACUGCUAGAUUCAUUACAACAAGACACUGAAAAACAAAAACAAGUUCAACUCUUCCUGAAAGAAAACGACCAUCAACAGAAGAGACAAAAAUUGACCCCCACAACCAACACUGCUACAACAACAAACGUUCCGACAACUACUACCAACCAGCCAAUGCCCUUCCCAUUUCCAUUCCCAAUGUUCCCUCCAUUGCCAUUCAUACCUAAUAACAAGCCCUAA